This is a messenger RNA of Durio zibethinus, 1801 nucleotides long. RefSeq names its product purple acid phosphatase 2-like. Lineage: Eukaryota; Viridiplantae; Streptophyta; Magnoliopsida; Malvales; Malvaceae. Gene Ontology annotation, molecular function: acid phosphatase activity; metal ion binding. The record is from RefSeq and is a predicted model, not a curated record.
UUAUUGAUUUUCCAUUUACGACUCCUAUAAAUGCCUGACUUAUUAGGAGAGCAUUGAAGAUAAGAUCAAAGAUGGACUUUCUUUCUUCUUCUGCGGCAGCUGUUGUUCUUCUGGCUUUUUAUUUGAGUUUGUGUAACGGAGGAAAGACCAGCAUCUAUGUCAGGAAAGUGGAGAAAACUGUGGAUAUGCCUCUUCACAGUGAUGUCUUUCGAGUUCCUUCUGGAUACAAUGCACCCCAGCAGGUUCAUAUAACACAAGGAGAUCAUGUUGGAAAAGCUGUGAUUGUUUCAUGGGUGACUGAGGAUGAACCAGGUUCCAGUACGGUGCUUUACUGGAGUGAGAACAGCAAGCAAAAGAAAAAGGCAGAGGGCAAAGUCACAACCUAUAAGUUCUACAAUUACACCUCUGGUUACAUUCAUCACUGCACCAUUAGAAAUCUGGAGUACAACACUAAAUAUUACUAUGCGGUUGGUGUUGGUCAUACUACGCGAAAAUUCUGGUUUACAACUCCUCCUGAAGUCGGUCCUGACGUCCCAUACACCUUUGGUCUCAUGGGGGAUCUAGGGCAAAGUUUUGAUUCAAAUAGCACUCUGACUCAUUAUGAACAAAAUCCACUGAAAGGUCAAACAGUAUUGUUUCUUGGGGAUCUUACUUAUGCAGAUCGAUAUCCUAAUCAUGAUAAUGUAAGAUGGGAUACAUGGGGAAGGUUUGUUGAGAGAAGUGUUGCAUAUCAACCAUGGAUAUGGACUGCAGGAAAUCAUGAAAUUGAUUUCGCCCCUGAACUUGGUGAAACAAAGCCUUUUAAGACUUACGCUCAUCGUUAUCAUGUUCCUUACCAAGCAUCAAAAAGUAGUGCUCCGUUUUGGUACUCAAUAAAGAGAGCUUCAGCGUACAUCAUAGUCUUAUCUUCAUAUUCGGCCUAUGGUAAAUACACUCCUCAGUACCAAUGGCUUGAAGAGGAGCUACCAAAAGUUAACAGGAGUGAAACACCAUGGUUAAUAGUUCUUAUGCAUUGCCCAUGGUAUAAUAGCUACAACUACCAUUACAUGGAAGGAGAAACCAUGAGAGUAAUGUAUGAGCCAUGGUUUGUGCAGUACAAAGUUGAUGUUGUAUUUGCUGGUCAUGUCCAUGCCUAUGAACGAUCUGAACGUGUAUCCAACAUUGCAUACAAUGUUGUAAAUGGUAUUUGCACUCCUGUGAAGGAUCCAUCUGCACCUGUAUACAUCACCAUUGGUGAUGGAGGGAAUCUUGAAGGCUUAGCAACCAACAUGACAGAGCCACAGCCAGCGUAUUCAGCUUAUCGCGAAGCCAGUUUUGGUCAUGCCAUUUUUGAUAUCAAGAACCGGACUCAUGCUUAUUAUAGUUGGCACCGCAACCAUGAUGGAUUUGCUGUUGAAGCUGAUUCUAUGUGGUUUUUCAACAGAUUCUGGCAUCCAGUUGAUGAGUCUCCAUCCUCUCAUUGAGAAUGGAUAACAUGCUGUUUCCCAUUUUUAAAAAAUUUCUUGUGCCCUUUUUUUAAAAAUUAAAUACAAAAUUAUAAUCAAUAAACAUUUCCAAUCUUUUUCUUCACCUUUCCCGCUCCACUCCGCAAUUCCCUUUCAAUGAAUUUAUGUGUACUUUUGGUAGGGUAGGACGGAGAAAGUUGAAAUGCUUGUUAAAGAUAAAAAAAAAUAGGGAUAAUACUCAUAUAAGUCUUCUGUUUCCUUUUUUUUAAAUAAAUUUCAAGUAUUUAUUUAAAUAUUAUCUCAAAACUUUAUCUAACAUUAAUCUGAGUUGUUAUAUACUUUAUAUUAUAUAAAUA